Amborella trichopoda is the source of this 2643-nucleotide messenger RNA. RefSeq names its product magnesium transporter MRS2-F. The record is from RefSeq and is a predicted model, not a curated record. Lineage: Eukaryota; Viridiplantae; Streptophyta; Magnoliopsida; Amborellales; Amborellaceae. Gene Ontology annotation, biological process: magnesium ion transport. Gene Ontology annotation, molecular function: magnesium ion transmembrane transporter activity.
GAGAGAGCGAGAGAGAGAGAGAGAGCGAGAGACCGGCAAAAGUGGGUCUUCAAAGUAGAAAGAGAAAAAUAAAAAAAUGGGUUAGGGUUACGUGUAGGUAAAGGAGGGGUUAAGGUUUUUUGUUGUUUGAGUUAAGAAGUUACUUGCUAGAAAAGAUAGUUUUGAGAAAAAAAGUGUUAGAAAAAAUUAGGCGGGGCUAAAGUGCUUAGGAAGUCCAUUUUGAGGUUAUGUAAAUUUUCCUUCUUUUUUUUUUUCUUUGUUCUUUUGUAAUUUAGAUGACGCAAACCCUAAAAAUGGCGGGAAAUUAGAAGCCCUGUUCUCCCCUGUCGAAUAUCUGAAAAAUAAAAAAAGGAUCACUUUGCUCCCCGACUCUAUAAACUAUUUAUAAUCAACCAUCACAAAGUGGACUUCCACUCUGAGGAUAGGUGAGUGUCAAUUAAUAAAUCCUUGCGUUCUCAAUAUUGAACCAGAGAAAACCUACCCCAGAAAAAGAAGAAGAUGGAGAUCAUGGCAAUCUAUCAACAUAAACAACUGAAAUCCCUAUUCGAAAAACCUAAGAAUUCACAUUCAUGGAUUCCAAGUUUCAAAACCAGAGGAAUUCUGCUAAGGUCAUGGCUGAAGAUGAAGCAGUUAGGGUACCAGGUGGCCCUAGAAGAAAAGGGGCCAGUGGUCCUAAGCCAUGGAUGGUUAUCACAGUUUCUGGUCGGUCUUACCUUGAAGAAGCAGGAAAGCAUUCGAUCAUGAGACGAACAGGUUUACCUGCUCGUGAUCUUCGAGUUCUUGAUCCUGCUCUCUCCUAUCCUUCUGCGAUUUUAGGGAGAGAAAGAGCAAUCAUGAUCAAUCUUGAGCAUAUUAAAGCGAUUAUAACAGCAGUUGAGGUUCUGGUUUUGAAUUCAAAUGAUCCUUUGGUUGCUACAUUUGUGCAAGACCUUCAAAAUAGAAUUCCAGAUUCUAGUGGAAGUGCGAGAAAGGGUAUGGAGAAUGGUUCUGCUGAUGCAAAUAGCGUGGACAAGUCUUUGCCACAGUCCCCCCAUUCUGCAGUGACAAGCCCUUUUGGCACAAUGGUUUCUUCAUUAGUAGCGAUUGUAGCAGAAAAAUCAUUUAGCGGUGCUUCUAAGGUGUUACCUUUUGAGUUUAUUGCACUCGAGGUUUGUCUUGAAUCUGCUUGUCGGUGCCUUGAAUUUGAGGCUUCUACAUUGGAACACGAAGCAUAUCCUGCUUUGGAUGAUUUGACAUCAAAAAUCAGCACUCUAAAUCUCGAGCAUGUUAGACAGAUCAAGAGUCGUCUAGUUGCUAUAUCCGGGCGUGUCCAAAAGGUUAGGGAUGAACUUGAACAUUUAUUGGAUGAUGAUGCUGACAUGGCCAAGAUGUAUUUGACAGAUAAGCUUGUUCACCAAUCUGUCGAUGAGAUCUCUUUGGUAGAUGAAAUGGAGCAAGAUGAAGAUGAAAUUUGUUCAGAUGAAGGAAGGAACUCCGAUCAGUUGGAAGUCGAUGCUACAAACCGCAGUUGCUUUGUCUAUGACUGAAGCAGAAUACAUGGCAGUUACGAUGCAGUAAAAGAAGCUAUAUGGCAUAGAGGGCUUGUAAGCGAUUUGGGCUUACGACAAGAUGGGACUAUUAUUUAUUGUGAUAGUCAAAGUGCAAUACAUUUUGCGAAGAACUAGGUAUAUCAUGCAAGGAUGAAGCAUAUUGAUGUCAGGUACCAUUUUAUCAAUGAGAUAAUAGCUGAAGGUAAUAUCUUAUUACUAAAGAUUAACAUAAAGAAGAAUGUUGCAGAUAUACUGACAAAGUUGGUUUCAUUACAGAAGUUCAAGCUAUGUUUGGACUUAACUAAUGUGUUUCCAAGGUGAGUGCCUAUGGGGGCACGUGUGGGUCGAUAGGAAUCUCUUUUGGAAUUCAACCCAAGGUGGAGAUUUGUUAUGAUAUGUCUCGAACCCCUAAUUUUAAGGGAUUGUUUUCUUUAUCUUUUUAAGUGUCCUAUUUUUUUGGGUUUUCCUAUUUAAUUGGGUAGUGCCUAUUAUUUAGGAUUUAUGGGUAAGUCCAUGUAGGUUAGGAUAAACAUAUGGGUCUACAAGUUGAAAAGGAUAAAAUUAGAAGUCCAUAAAGAUUAGGAAAAGUUGUGGAGGCCAUCACAUACUGGGGAUCUUUCUUUUCUCCAUUUAAGUUGCUUUUGUAGAGAGAGAAAGUGCCAAAAAAUUAGAAAAACUCUUGGGUUAUUUUGUAGAGAGAGAAGAUGACUUGGUGGGAGAUUGAGUUUUGUGUCAUUGGUUCUCUCAAAUAAGUGCCUUAUAAUUUUUUUUCUUUGAUUUAAUAGAAAAUAUUGAUCAUCUUCGCCUGUGGAUGUAGUCACAUCUGUGAUAAACCACGUAAAUUCUGGUAUUCUCUUUUUCUAUUAUUUAUUUCCAACCUUAUCUUUCUUGCUUUGUGCUUGCCUGUUGCCGGUUCUUUUUUUCUUGUAUUUUUUAGAGCUGGGUGGACAAAGUAGAGAUGUGCAUCUAGAGUUUUAUGUGUUUGCCACAUACCAAUGAAACUGAGGGGAAAAUUAUAUAAGACAGCUGUAAGGCCUGUCAUGCUUUAUGGGAUGAAAUAUUAGGCAGUCAAGAAACAACAUACCAUAGGAUGAAUGUAGUUGAGAUGAGGAUG